AUGGCAUCCGCAGCUCUAUCGUCCCAAAUACAAGUCUUGGACGAGAAACUUCAAUCUCCCAAGGAUAUCGUUCAAUACAAGGAAGCAAAACUGAAAUCUGGAGAAGGAUUUCCAUCUCAAUUGGCCGAAAUUCUACAAACUGCCAUUUCCCAGUGGCUGGCCAUCAUAAUAAUAACUCCCAAACACGAUGACAAUAAUGGUGUGCCACUGGAACAAGCUCCCGAAACAAAAGCUUUAUUUCAAACAAUGAAUUUCUACAAGAGAUUGGUGGAAGCAGAUCCAUCGCUAGAAGAAGAAGCAAGUCGAGAAGGCUCACAUCGGAGCCUGUCGAAAAUUAUCAACUUGGAUUCAUCAUCAUCGUCGUCAUUAUCAGAUCAAGACAAUGAUGUAAUAUUGGAUUUGCAAGAUGUGGCAUGUGAAAUAGCAGCUCUUUCCAAGUCGUUUCCAGUCCGAGCAGCGCCGUUUACAUUGGAAGAACUCAAGGAUCGAUUGCCACUGUCGUUUCAAAUAGAACCAGCAGAGUCCUCGUCUGCAUCAUCAUCGGAAUCCACUGAAAAACGUGAAAAAGUCAAACAGAGAAUGGUGCAAGAGGGGUUUAGGAUAUUAAUCAAUCAAGUGAAAACACGACAAAGUGCACAAAAAGAUGUGGGAUUUGUCAUGUGGCCAUCGGCAGUGGCACUCUCGAGGUGGCUCGUGUCCUAUCCAGAAGAGGUGCGGAACAAGGCGGUCCUCGAAUUGGGGGCAGGAUGUGGACUGACAGGAUUGGUGGCGGCGCAACUAGUUUCGGAAGGAUUUGUGACCUUGACGGACUUUAACCAUGUGGUCGUUCAGAAUGCCCAACAAAAUAUUGCUUUGAAUGGAUUGUCGGAGGUGGCGAAAAGUGAGACUUUGGACUUUUAUCAACAAGACGACACGAGUCGAGAAGGUUGGGUGGACCCCAAAGGAGUCCUUCAUGAACAAGUAGAUUUGAUUCUGGCAGCAGAUGUCAUUUGCCAAAAAGAAGAUGCUUUUGCUGCGGCGCGAUCCAUAUUAUGUUCUUUAAAGGUGGGAGGAAAAGCGAUAGUCGUGAGUGCCGAUUCGGAGCAUCGGUUUGGAGUGGAAUGCUUUCAACAAGCUUGUGAAGAACUUGGACUACUGGUGACAACGAGGGAUGUAAGAAAGAUGUGCGAUGGAAAGCUUUUAUCAAUAGAUAUGGACAAGACUACGGGGUAUGUCAGUGGGAUGAAACUAACUAUGUAUACGGUCCAAAAGGGUACCAGUAAUAGGUAG
Cylindrotheca closterium is the source of this 1269-nucleotide messenger RNA. The record is from the annotation of a GenBank genome assembly. NCBI's taxonomy places the organism in Eukaryota, Bacillariophyta, Bacillariophyceae, Bacillariales, Bacillariaceae.